Molecule: messenger RNA, 1242 nt
Organism: Phytophthora sojae
Lineage: Eukaryota; Oomycota; Peronosporomycetes; Peronosporales; Peronosporaceae
Exons: 1
Coding region: 1-1242 (413 amino acids)
Source: RefSeq, a predicted model, not a curated record
AUGAGUAUAGUACUCCUGCAUUUGGGCGAGAGUAAACUGUACUUGGCUGGCUGGGAUUUGAUGGACGCCCUGCAGGACGCGGAACUCCAACUCCUGCGUCUCGUGGCUACUCUGCAGCAGAAACUCCUGGUCGGAAAGGAUUUCCCUGCCGGGGACUGCCGUAGCUCUGCUGCUUCAGUUCACAAAGUCCUAACUAACAUCGAGAGACUCCAAGACAAGCUUCGAGACUGCGCGCACCUGAUUGCAGCUCGAGCUACCGAACCGAAUGAAAACCGCCACGAAAAUGCAUCGACAGUUGGUGCUGGAGAAAACGCUGGUUCCGAUACUGACACUGAAGAUGAAGAAGACCUACCUUGUCACCAAGAUACUGCAAUUUGCGACCAGUUGAAGUCCAAAACGAGCUCGAUGGAGACUGCAGACGAAGGCGAUGACAAUGAGCCCGGCCUCCGACCAAACCAACAAGAUGAACUCAAAAUUACCAUCGCAAAAUACGCCCAGAGUGCUGCGUGUGUUGCUGCAAUGGACGAACAUGCAAACGACGUGGUAUCCAGCUUUGAACGGAGCUCUGGUGUGGCGAUGACUGCAUUUGUCAGGUUCAUCAAGGAAGGCGGGGUGCCCAGUGAGGAGACUGCGGCAUCUUUCCGCGAUGCAACGGUCUUGCUGCCGGGCGUCGUGUCAAGGUUGCACACACAGAAAUGUUGGGGGAUCCAGUGGUUAACGAGGACAAUUGCGAACAUUGAGUGUGUGUUCAAUCUUGCUAAAGACAACCAAGACCUGCCUCGGUCUCUGGUCGAUCCCCAAUUGGAAGCUACCAGCUCUGCAUUGAGUGAACUCAAGAAAGGCUUCUACCCGGGUCGUUUCCAGCGGAUGGAGAAUAUCAUUCAUGCCACGAAGUCCAAUCCAGAAGCAUUAAAACCGCAUCACAUCGCAGAUGCGCUCAACUUGCUACUGAUCAAUUAUCAACGGGCAUUUAGAGAGUAUUCUCAACAGCAGAGAACGGGCAAGUACACUCCUUGGACGGAAAAGCAGUGGUGGCGCUUUGCUACCAUCAGCGAGAUGCUGGGGCGAUGGAUUCACCGGGCUGGGCGAGCCUCACCGAAGCCAAAGCUCCGUGGGAUUUUUUGCAAUUUUGACAAGCAGCUGGGCGGGUUUGCUAACAACUGUCCCGGACGUGUUCCUCCCUCACUCCUCGAGUACGUAACAUUGCAUAUCCGCACGGAGUGUUUAUUUCGCCAACGCUAA